This is a messenger RNA of Carassius auratus (goldfish), 2474 nucleotides long. RefSeq names its product GTPase IMAP family member 7-like. The transcript is spliced from 2 exons. The coding region runs from base 116 to 1111 and encodes 331 amino acids. Gene Ontology annotation, molecular function: GTP binding. The record is from RefSeq and is a predicted model, not a curated record. NCBI's taxonomy places the organism in Eukaryota, Metazoa, Chordata, Actinopteri, Cypriniformes, Cyprinidae.
CAGUGUUCACCAUUUUGCAACGCCGUUCUGCUAUAUUUUUCUCCGUGUUGUAAUCUCACAAACCAUAAUUAAGGAUAAAUAUUAAACCAUUUGGACCUACUCUGAACAAACAGUAAUGCAGCCAACUUCGGACAAGCUUUGCCUUCUUUUGAUCGGUAAAACCGGUUCAGGAGUCAGUGCUUCUGCAAACACUAUCCUGGGAGAACAAAAGUUUGAUUCCGCGAAGAGCCUGAACUCAAUCACCGACAGAUGCCAAAAACACACAGCUGAAGUGUCAAACAGAAGAGUUACAGUAAUUGACUCUCCAAACCUCUUUAAUUCAACUGACAUUGAUCUGACAGUGGAGUUAAAGAGAGGACUGGUGAUGUGCUCUUCUGGAGUCCACGCAAUCCUUCUGGUUUUCCCUUUACACACUUUCACUCAGCAAGAUGCAGAUACCAUAUUCUUGUUCAAGCAGAUGUUUGGUGAAAACGCCAUGAAACACACAUUAGUCUUGUUCACACAUGGAGAUGAGCUUCAAAAUAAAUCAAUCAGUCAACUCAUUAGACGUAAUGCAGAGCUGUCCAAACUAACAGAGGAGUAUGGAGGGAGAUAUCACUUACUGAACAACAAAGAUCUGAAUGACAGAGAGCAGGUCACCAAACUCCUGAUGAAGAUCCAGCGAAUGGUGUCUGAAAAUGACAACAGCUGCUACACUUUACAAAUGUUUGAGACUCAGUCACUCGACAUAUUUCUGAAGCCAAAGUAUUUGUAUGUGGUCAGUGUUGUCAUUGUGAUAGCUUUGGGUUGUGUGAGUAUGGAGAAUGUAGGGUCCUGGGAUUUUAAAGCAUUUCUACAUGCUUGUGCUGGGGGAGUUUUAUCAGCAUUGGCAGGUGUUGCUUCCGGACUCAUUUGGACAAAUAUAUGGAAAAAUAAGUGCCGUAAGGCUGGGAAAUGUACAAAAAGUCUUCUGAAAAAUCUGAAAGUGCUGGGAGUCUUGUGUGGCUGUGGUGCUGGAGGAAUCAGUGUGUUUAUUCUGGGUCCAGUGGGGUUAACAGCUACAUUAUUGAGAGGAACAGAGGGGGGUGUCAUGGCUUAUACCACAAUGAUGAAACAUUGCAGAAAGUUAUGAUGAAUUAGUCAUUCUCAGUAUGGUCACAAAAAUAUUCAUUUUCUUUUUUUAUAUAUCAUUAGCAUUGCCGUUGUUAAAAACUUAACUGUUAUAAUAUGAAGAGUUCAGAUGCAAAACCCUCUAAAAUCCAUCUGAAAAUCUCCUUUAAAAUUUGCAUUUAUAUUUGGCUGUUUAUGUUCAGUAAAUUCACUUUAAUGUCAUUGAAUAUCUUCUUCUCAUUACCAUUAUAGUGAAAUGACUUAAACAUAGGAGCUUGAUAAAAAUGCUAAUUUUGGAAGAAAAUUUCUGAUGACUUUUAGAGGGUUUUGAAUCUGAACUCUUCAUAUAUUGAUUUACUCUGAUCAGUGUUGUGUCUCAUAAAAAAAAAGAAAAAAAAGAUAAUUUGUUAUCAUGGUUAUAAAGUCCUUUGAUUAAACAAUGAAAAAAAGUAUAAUAAACAAAGGCAAUAUUAUUUUAGCAGAUUUACGUUUAUUGUAACAAUGUCAAAAUGUUAAUAAAUAAUUACUUAAAUGGCAGAAAUCCAAACAGAAACUGCUUGAAAAUCAGAUAUCUAAUUGAUGAGUCAAGGUUUGGUGCAAAUAAAAACAAGGAAAUAAUACAAUAUAAUAUUCUUAACAGUACAGACAAAUGGUUGUAAGGGUCUUUGAUAAUUUCAGUUAAGCACAUGCACAUAAUGUCACUUUCCAUCCUGUUUUCUUUAAUAAAACUUUAGGGGCCCAGUCCCUCAUCAUCUCCCAGGGAUUGACAAGUUUUGGUACAAUGUAAACAUCAGUAUUAUCAAUGCAUUUGAUAAACUGUGUUGUUCGUUGUUGCAUCUAUCAAAAAUAAUAUUAUUCUUUUUUUUUCAUUACAAAAAAAAGAAGCAGGAAAUAGAGAGGAAAAUAUAAUAACAGUGAGAAAAAUAAAUGGUUUGCUUUUACAAAAUCUAAACAGUAUUUACAAAACAAAUCAUGAUUGUAAUAACACACAUGUGUCAGUAUAAAGUCCAAGACCACUGGGUUUAAAAAGAGGCUGUACAAUUAAACUUGAGCAUAUUCUAAAUUUAAAUUGGUUUUGUGAUGCAUCUUGUUCAAAGUUGAAAAACUUGUGUGCCACCUCUUAAUCCAGUAUUGUGUUUCUGUCACAGUCAUGGACUUCUGUUUGCCUGUUCCGUUUGAGUUUUCCUUAUUUGACCAUUUUCUUUUUCUUGUUUAGUUAAUUGAUUUCUCCCCACUUGUUUUUGUUCUUCUAAUUACGUUCUUUGUGUUUAUAAACCCUUUCUGUUUAGUCUGUCCUUGAAGUAACGUAAAGUAUCAUUGUGCUAAGUCAAGCUAUGUAUGUUUGUUUUUCGCCCAGGUCUUCAUUAAAAGCUAUUUCUUUUGGA